Messenger RNA from Ornithorhynchus anatinus (platypus), 1623 nucleotides. RefSeq names its product HYLS1 centriolar and ciliogenesis associated (gene HYLS1). NCBI's taxonomy places the organism in Eukaryota, Metazoa, Chordata, Mammalia, Monotremata, Ornithorhynchidae. Gene Ontology annotation, biological process: cilium assembly. The transcript is spliced from 3 exons. Gene Ontology annotation, cellular component: non-motile cilium; centriole. The record is from RefSeq and is a predicted model, not a curated record. Bases 280 to 1182 code for a protein of 300 amino acids.
AGAACCCAGAUCCUCCCGACUCCCAGGCCUGGAUUCUGUCCUCUAGGCCACGCUCAUCCCUGAGGGGGAUUGCUCGGGCCGUAGCCCCGGACGAGAUGGAGUCUUGCCGUUGGGAGAGGAUGAAAGGGAAACGGCUCCAGACUCUGUGAAAAAUAAGGUUACAGUCCAGGCCCAGUCCGGCUUAGAAGAUCUGACCGUGGGUUGUUUGAGAACCCUGGAAAACCCAGAAUAUUUCGUCUAUCUACCGAACAGUCUCGCCCUUCCGGCCCAGGGGAGGUGAUGGAGGCGCUGAUGGGCCCUCGCCCGCAGAGGUGGGACACCGUGGACCCCGAGGACCGCCUGGCAGCCGCCGGCAUGACCUUCACCCGGGUCUGUGCCAGCCAGGGGGAGGGGGACAGUCAGCGGGGCGCCCGCCCGCCCUCGUACGACCCCUACAGCAAAGCCUCGGUGACCCCUGGCGGGUGGCCCCUGCUCCCGAGGCUUCCCCGGAGCCUGGCGGCCGAGGGGGCCGGGCCCCCCGAGCCCGCCCCCCAGGCAGCCCGGAAGAGGCCGGUGAUGAAGAGGAAGGUGCUCCGGAGGAAGCCCGACGGGGAGGUGCAGGUGUCGGACGAGUCCGCCCUCCGGGAGCCCGAGUCCAGCAGCGAGAGCGACCCGGAGAGAGAGCUGUGGGACUUGAGGCGGAGGCUGAUGGGGCUGCGGACCUACCGCCCCGCCAGCCCCCCGUCCCCGCCCACCAGCGACCGGGGCGGCUCCUCGGACCCCGAGCGCGGCUACCCGGGCGCCGCCCGGGGCGACCCAGCCGGCUACCUGCGGCACGAGGAGCCGGGCCAGCUGGCCUACGAGCAAGACCUGUUCCUCCCCAGCCGGGCCAGGUCCUUCAUCCUCCCCCCGGCGGAGCUGCCGGGCCGCGUCCGGGGCAAGGUGGACCGGGUGGCCCGCUACCUGGCGUACAAGCGCGACUGGGAGAGCUUGAGGCUGCCCGGGGAGACGGCGCACCGGGAGCUGCGCUGGGGCAUCCGCGAGCAGAUGCUCGACCGCCCGGAAGCGCCCCCCAGGCCCCACCAGGUCUACGUCCCCAACACCUACCUCGUGCCCACUGAGAAGAAGAGGUCAGCUCUGCGCUGGGGGGUGCGCUGUGACCUGGCCCUCGGCAUCAUCCCCCGGAAAGCCCCCUCCCUCUAGGCAUCCCCUCCCGCCCGUCUUCCCCGACACCCCCUCCCAGUCCGGCGCCCGGGCCCGGCCUCCAUCCUCCCCGAGAGGUUCGGAGGGGACGGGGCCCCGUCCCUCCCCCGGCCCCUUCUUUCCCUCCGGACAAAAUGACCGUAGAGCGAGGACCCUGCCCGUCGCCGGCUUCGUCUGGGUACGAAGGCCGCGGCGGCAACGGGGGAGAGGCGCUACCCGGGGCUCGGGGAGGGAGGGGAGUUGGGCAGGGGAAAGGGCAAGGGUCAGCAGGUGCCCGCAAAGCUUUCCCGGCAGAUUCUGUGCCGGCCUCCGCCCCCGGGGGCCCGGGCCUUUACCCUGCUGCGGGUCGGAGGAGCCCGGCGAUUCCAGAAUCUCCUGGGGUUGUUCUAUUCCCAGCCUCCAGCGUGGUCCCUGCCUAAUAAAGAGUCUUUUACACGGCAA